CAGGAAAUCCUCAAAUUGAAACUUAACUACACAGUUUCCGGUUGACCAGCAUUCAUGGGAAUGAAGACAAACUCAGAGAUGGUGUGUCUAAGGAACUUCAAAAGGUGUAGACCUCCUAACUGAAGUGGAGCUGAUUUAUUUCAUUUGUUUUUUUCCAUAAUAUUUCUGUACUUGUACAAGGGAAAGUCAUGAUUACUCUAACCGAGCUGAAAUGCUUGGCGGACGCCCACCUGAAGCCGUGGUGGGAUGUCUUCUGGUAUUACAUCACCCUCAUCAUGCUGCUGCUGGCUGUGCUGGCCGGAGCUCUCCAGCUCACACAGAGCAGGGUUCUGUGCUGUCUUCCUUGCAAGGUGGAGUUCGACAAUCACUGCACCGUGCCUUGGGACCUGCUCAGAGCCGGCGCCAACGUGUCCUCCAACUCCGGGGCGCCGCCGCCGCAGCUCCCGCUGCGCAUCCAGAAUGAUCUCCAUCGGCAGCAGUACUCCUACAUCGACGCCGUGUGUUACGAGAAGCAGCUCCACUGGUUCGCCAAGUUCUUCCCCUACCUGGUGCUCCUGCACACCCUCAUCUUCGCCGCCUGCAGCAACUUCUGGCUCCACUACCCCAGCACCAGCUCCCGGCUCGAGCACUUCGUGGCCAUCCUGCACAAGUGCUUCGACUCGCCGUGGACCACGCGCGCCCUGUCCGAAACCGUGGCCGAGCAGUCCGUGCGGCCCCUGAAGCACUCCAAAUCCAAGACGCUGCUUUCAACCUCAGGGUGUUCAGCCGAGAUCGAUGCCAGCAAGCAGUCACUCCCUUACCCACAGCCGGGCUUGGAGUCAGCUGGCAUAGAAAGCCCAACUUCUAGUGUCCUGGACAAGAAGGAGGGCGAACAGGCCAAAGCCAUCUUUGAGAAAGUGAAGAGAUUCCGCCUGCACGUGGAGCAGAAGGACAUUAUUUAUCGGGUGUAUCUGAAGCAGAUAAUAGUCAAAGUCAUCCUGUUCGUCCUCAUUAUCACUUAUGUCCCGUAUUUUUUAAGCUACAUCACUCUUGAAAUUGACUGCUCGAUAGAUGUGCAGGCAUUUACGGGAUAUAAGCGCUACCAGUGUGUCUACUCCUUGGCCGAAAUCUUUAAGGUCCUGGCUUCAUUCUAUGUCAUUCUGGUUAUACUUUAUGGUCUCACCUCCUCUUACAGCUUGUGGUGGAUGCUGAGGAGUUCCCUGAAGCAAUAUUCCUUCGAGGCACUCAGGGAGAAGAGCAACUACAGCGACAUCCCGGACGUCAAGAAUGACUUUGCCUUCAUCCUGCAUCUAGCUGAUCAGUACGACCCCCUCUACUCCAAACGCUUCUCCAUCUUCCUGUCGGAGGUCAGCGAGAACAAGCUGAAGCAGAUCAACCUCAACCACGAGUGGAUGGUGGAGAAGCUGAAAGGGAAGCUUGUGAAAAACCCCCAGGACAAGAUGGAGCUGCAUCUGUUCAUGCUCGGCGGCCUCCCCGACAACGUCUUCGAGUUGACGGAGAUGGAAGUGCUGAGCCUGGAGCUCAUGCCCAAGGUCAAGCUGCCCGCCGCGGUCUCCCAGCUGGUCAACCUCAAGGAGCUCCGCGUGUACCACUCGUCUCUGGUGGUAGACCACCCCGCGCUGGCCUUUCUGGAGGAGAACUUAAAAAUCCUCCGUCUGAAAUUUACCGAAAUGGGCAAAAUCCUGCGCUGGGUCUUCUACCUGAAGAACCUCAGGGAACUCCACCUGUCGGGCUGCGUCCUCCCCAAGCAGCUGGGCACCACGCAGCUGGAGGGUUUUCAAGACUUAAAGAACCUGAGGACCCUCUCCCUGAAGAGCAGCCUGUCCCGGAUCCCCCAAGUCAUCACUGACCUCCUGCCUUCACUGCAAAAGCUCUCCCUUGAUAACGAGGGGAGCAAACUGGUGGUGCUGAACAACUUGAAAAAGAUGGUCAAUCUCAAAAGCCUGGAGUUGAUCAGCUGUGACCUGGAACGCAUUCCACACUCCAUUUUCAGCCUGAACAACCUGCAUGAGUUAGAUUUAAAGGAGAAUAACCUUAAAACGGUGGAAGAGAUCAUCAGCUUCCAGCACCUUCAGAAUCUGUCCUGCUUAAAGUUGUGGCACAAUAACAUUGCAUAUAUUCCCGCCCAGAUCGGGGCUUUAUCAAACCUAGAGCAGCUCUCUUUGGAUCAUAAUAAUAUUGAGAAUCUACCCUUGCAGCUUUUCCUAUGCACCAAACUCCACUAUUUGGAUCUCAGCUAUAACCACCUCACCUUCCUUCCAGAAGAAAUCCAGUAUCUGAGUAAUUUGCAGUACUUUGCAGUGACCAACAACAACAUCGAGGUCCUGCCAGAUGGGCUGUUCCAGUGCAAGAAGCUUCAGUGCCUGCUUCUGGGGAGAAACAGCCUGACGGACCUGUCCCCUCACGUGGGGGAGCUGUCGAACCUCACACACCUGGAGCUCAUCGGAAACUACCUGGAAACCUUGCCCCCGGAGCUGGAAGGGUGCCAGUCUCUGAAACGGAGCUGCCUGAUCGUCGAGGACAGUUUGCUCAACACGCUGCCUCUCCCUGUGACGGAACGUCUGCAGACGUGCUUAGAUAAAUGCUGAUCUAGAGCUCAGGGGCUUGGCCGAAGCGCUUCAAAAGGAAAUCCCCAGGGCUUUAUAGGAGAGUGAAAUUUCCCAAGUUAUAAAGAUGGGGGUGGGGGGAAAUGGCUGGUGGCUAUAAUACACUGUAACGGGAUAUCUUAUUAAAGCAACUCAGUGUCUGGCCCUAAA
Molecule: messenger RNA, 2756 nt
Organism: Jaculus jaculus (lesser Egyptian jerboa)
Lineage: Eukaryota; Metazoa; Chordata; Mammalia; Rodentia; Dipodidae
Product: volume-regulated anion channel subunit LRRC8B-like
Molecular function (GO): protein binding
Source: RefSeq, a predicted model, not a curated record